CUCAAACCCGCUCCUACGCACACGUAGUCGCGUUGGAAAUCUCGCGGUAUUUUACCCUACCCACAACCUCCGGUCUUCCUUUCUGCCUGAACCGACAUGCCUAAGGGAAAGAAGGCUAAGGGGAAGAAGGUGGCACCUGCCCCUUCUGUGGCCAAAAAACAUGAGCCCAAGAAAGUAGUCAACCCCCUCUUUGAAAAGAGGCCAAAGAACUUUGGCAUCGGCCAGGACAUCCAGCCAAAGCGUGACCUUACACGCUUUGUGAAAUGGCCUCGUUAUGUUCGCCUGCAGAGGCAACGCUCCAUUCUGUACAAGCGUCUGAAGGUUCCCCCUGCAAUCAACCAGUUCACCCAGGCUCUGGACCGCCAGACGGCCACCCAGCUGUUUAAGCUGGCCCACAAGUACAGACCAGAGACCAAGCAGGAGAAGAAGAAGAGGCUGUUGGCCCGUGCUGAGCAGAAGGCAGCCGGGAAGGGAGACACCCCCACCAAGAGGCCUCCUGUCCUCCGUGCAGGUGUGAAUACCGUUACCUCUCUGGUGGAGAACAAGAAGGCUCAGCUGGUCGUCAUCGCUCAUGAUGUGGAUCCAAUUGAGCUUGUGGUCUUCCUUCCUGCUCUCUGCCGCAAGAUGGGUGUCCCAUACUGCAUUGUGAAGGGCAAGGCCAGACUGGGAAGACUGGUGCACAGGAAAACGUGUACUUCAUUUGCAUUCACACAGGUUAACCCUGAGGAUAAAGGUGCCCUGGCUAAGCUUGUGGAAGCCAUCAAGACCAACUACAAUGACAGAUAUGAGGAGAUCCGUCGUCACUGGGGAGGUAAUAUCCUGGGCCCCAAAUCCACAGCCCGCUUCACUAAGCUGGAGAAGGCUAAGGCCAAGGAACUGGCAACCAAGCUUGGUUAAAAUGUUUGGAAUAAAAAUGUAUGUUCUAAUACAAG
Poecilia latipinna (sailfin molly) is the source of this 932-nucleotide messenger RNA. RefSeq names its product ribosomal protein L7a (gene rpl7a). The coding region runs from base 97 to 897 and encodes 266 amino acids. The transcript is spliced from 8 exons. The record is from RefSeq and is a predicted model, not a curated record. Gene Ontology annotation, biological process: ribosome biogenesis. Gene Ontology annotation, molecular function: RNA binding. Lineage: Eukaryota; Metazoa; Chordata; Actinopteri; Cyprinodontiformes; Poeciliidae. Gene Ontology annotation, cellular component: ribonucleoprotein complex.